AUGUUCCCUCGUAAGCCGUGUUAUUUUGCGUUUAAUCACAGACCAGUAGCUGAUGAUGAACGGUCUCAGACUCCUUUAUCAGUUGUUCUUCCAGCUUUUUUUAUGAAGUAUUCUUCUUUGUGCCCGAUUUUAUUUCUUCACCGAAUAUUUGGCUACCGUGGCGUGAUAUUAUUUCCAUGGUUAGCACGUGUUUAUGAUCGUUCUGAAACAUUAAAACUUGACUUACCUACUCGUAUAUCAUCGCACGAAAUCAAAGCAAAUACUCUAACUUAUUAUCAGGUAUUAAUUGAUACACGGGAUAUACCAUACAUUCAUGCACAUACAGAAGCUGUUACAUUUCUUGGUAAUCAAGAUUCGAAUCGAUCGCUGUACACUAUACCUGGUUUAGACUAUGUUGCUCAUAAAGAUGUUUUACCUUACACGAGUACAGAGCGAACUCCCAUUAGCCAUGAAUUAUUUGAUAAAUUUUUAAUGCAUGAUCCCAAUUCUAGUUCACAAUUUGUACCACGUGAACAUUUAAAAUCUUGGCAAGAUCGACAUCAUUUAUGGUUAGAGUCAUCCGAUGUAUGUACAGAUGUUACACAAGGAAUAAGAGUAACAGUAAUACCAUUUUACAUAGGCUGUCGGUCAAAUCAAGCGACUAGUGUUUAUUGGUGGCGAUAUUCGAUUCGAAUUGAGAAUUUAACACCAGAAGAGCCGAUUAUAUUACGUGAAAGACAUUGGAGAAUAUUUAGUUUAAAUGGCACAUUGGAAACGGUUCGAGGCAAAGGUGUUAUUGGUCAUGAACCAUGUUUAUCUCAUGAACAUCCAGUCUUUCAAUAUAGUAGUCAUGUGUCAUUACAAGCUUCAUCAGGUCAUAUGUGGGGAACAUUUAAAAUGGAACGAAAUGAUGGAACUCAUUUUGAAGUUGCAUGGAUAUCAGGACGAUCUGUAAGAAAAUGGUGGAAAGCAUUACCAACUGAAAAACGCUCAGUAUUUUUUGAUCAUAUCCUACGACAGCGUCUAAAGUAUUUUGGAAUAUUUGGUGGUAUAGGAACAUUAGCGACAGUUCACUAUGUAACACAUUUACAGACAUCACCCAUCACUGGCAGACGACGAUAUUUGAUGAUGAAUAGUGAACAAUUAUAUGCAUUAGGAGACUUAGAAAAACAAAAGAUAAUGGCUAUGUUUGGAAAUAAAAUGUUAGCACAUGACAGCAAGCAAACUCAACUUGUGGCUAAAGUUGCUUACAGACUUAUUGCGGCGAAUUUAGAUAUUGAAGCUGUAAAAAACAUUAAAUGGUGUGUUCGUGUCGUGGAUACAGAUACAGAGAAAAAUGCUUUUGUUUUGCCGUCUGGUGAUAUUUAUGCAACAAAAGGCCUACUUGGAACAAUGACCAAUGAAGAUCAGUUAGCUGUAGUACUAGCUCAUGAAUUGUCACAUGCAGUUUUAUCACAUGCAGCUGAACAAAUAUCUUAUCAUCAAGUCAUCGAUCUUUUGGCUAUAUUUGGUGCUUUUAUUAUUUGGGCUAUCAUGCCGACAGACUGGACGUCGUUUUGGGUAAACUGGAUUUUUGAAGGUUUUAUGACUAUUACGUCUCGAUUGCCGUAUUCAAGAAAACUAGAGGAAGAAGCAGAUGAAGUUGGUUUAUUGAUGGCUGCUAAAGCUUGUUAUGAUGUACGUGAAGCAGUCAAUUUCUGGGAAACAAUGAGUAAAAGUGAAUUACAACUACCGGAAUUUGUCUCCACUCAUCCAGCAAGUGAUAAACGAGCAGAAACACUAUUAGAAAGAUUACCAUGGGCACUUAAUAUACGAAAUCAAUGCAAUUGUGCAAAACUGCCAGAUAGACCAUUAGGGAAAUUGUAUCUUGAAAACGCAAAAGUAAAUCAAACCAGACGACUUACGCUAAAACUGCUAAUUGAAGUUGAGGCUUUUAAUGAUGGCUUGUUAACAUGCCAUCCCAGAUCGACCAAAACGGAUAUCCAUUACGGACCGUCUGCUGGACGCAGGAAUACGGACCGUAACAUCAUUAAAAUAGGACCGUAUACGGCCGUAUUUUCACAGUAUAUGACCCCGUAUUACUGUGCCCAGAAACGGUACCGUUUACGGGCCGUAUAUUGUGAAAAUACGGCCGUAUACGGUCCUAUUUUAAUGAUGUUACGGUCCGUAUUCCUGCAGAAAAGUCCGGUUAUUCGAGAUAGAUUACGUGUGUUAAUAGUUGAUCGACAGAUACCUUACAUUUCUGGUGAACCACCUGAAUUCAAGAUUUUUAGUCGAUUAGGUAGUGGUCAAUUUGGUUCGGUUAGUUUAUGUGAAUAUAAAACAAAAUUAUACGCAUUAAAAAAUCCUAAUCAGUCUCAGAAUACAGCACAACGUGCAAACAUUCUCGACGAGGGCAUUAAACUAACGGAUUUUAAAGAACAACAUCCGAAUAUUCAACAUUUAAAUUAUGUCUAUAUAAAUAAAUGUGGUCUUCUAUUAGAUUAUUGUAAUAACGGUAGUCUCGAUAUAUUCGUCAAAGAGAAAGAAAAUAUUCAUCGAGAUGUUAAAAUGCAGAAUAUUCUGUUGAAAAAUAAUUGUCAAACACUUGUAUUAACAGAUUAUGGUACAGCAACACAGUUGGGAAAAUCUUGGAUGACAGAUAAUGUUGGAACACCGAUCACGAUGGCUCCUGAAGUGUUUGAGAAAAAUCAGUAUGGUGAAAAAUGUGAUACAUACUCAUGGGCAAUUGUACUAUGGCAAUUAAUAUCGAGACAAACUAUGCCAUAUGGUAAUCAAGGAAGAGGUUUUUUAUUUUCUGUUGUUAAAGAAAAAUUACGUCCACCAAAAGUACAACCUUGUCCAAAACUUUUUAGCGUUUUAAUUUAUCGUUGUUGGCAUUCAAAUCCGGAUGAACGUCCCUCGUUACUUCUAAUUAAAAAUAUUUUAAAAUUAAUUAUUGACAAAUUACCUGUCGAACCUGGAUUGAAUCCGAAUAAUAUUCAACAAUUAAAAAAAGAAUGGUUAGAAAAAUAUGAUCUACCUGAAAAAUAUUUGCCAGUAGACCCUAAGUUAUCAAAUAAACAAUCCAUUAACAUUUAUAAUGAACAUGUUAAUUUGAUGAAAGCGAUAAUAAAAAUACAACACGAUAUUGAACUAUUAAAGCAAAAAAAUGAACAAAAAGAGGAAUACUACAAAUUAAAAGAUCAAAACAAUGAUUUAAUUAAACAAAUUGAGACAUUCAGAACUUAA
This is a messenger RNA of Didymodactylos carnosus, 3210 nucleotides long. NCBI's taxonomy places the organism in Eukaryota, Metazoa, Rotifera, Eurotatoria, Philodinida, Philodinidae. The record is from the annotation of a GenBank genome assembly.